Macadamia integrifolia is the source of this 756-nucleotide messenger RNA. RefSeq lists its product as uncharacterized. Gene Ontology annotation, molecular function: protein dimerization activity. The transcript has 4 exons. The coding region runs from base 1 to 756 and encodes 251 amino acids. The record is from RefSeq and is a predicted model, not a curated record. Lineage: Eukaryota; Viridiplantae; Streptophyta; Magnoliopsida; Proteales; Proteaceae.
AUGGGGAAGAAGUCUUUGGUAGCAGGUGUGGUUGAACAGGCAAGACAAGUGAUCACAUUUGUUUACAACCAUGGAUAUUCUCUCUCUUUAUUGAGGGAAAAAUGCAGUGGAGAUUUGGUAAGGCCAGGUAUUACCCGAUUUGCAACCAACUACAUUGCAUUGAAGAGCUUUCAGGAUAAGAUGGUUGGUUUGAGAUCCAUGUUUGCCAGUGUGGAGUGGUUUCGAUGGAAGGAAUUGGAUUCGUUAGGUGACUCAGAGAAGCAACCUACCCUACCAUAUGUGUAUGCUGCAAUGGAGAAGAUGAAGAAGAAGGUGAGAGCAUCCAUUCCUAGGGGUGCAAAAUCCUACAUCAAAUUUAUUAAGGAGAGAUGGGAGAAAUAUUUGAUGCAUCCACUGCAUAAAUCUGCGUAUAAUCUCAAUCUUAAGUUCCACUACAAGUAUAAUUUAGGAAUGGAUUAUAUAUUGAUAGAAGCAGUGGAACUUGUGGUGGUAAAGUUGGUCCGUAAACUUGAUCUACAGGCAGCAUGCAACAUUAAGUUAAAGGAUUUCAAGGAUGCUACUAAGACUUUUGGUAGAGCAGCGGCAGUGGUUGGAAGACAAAGUACUGUCCCUAGUGAAUGGUGGGUCCUAUAUGGAAAAGAUGCACAUAACUUGAGGAAGAUAGCAAUCAAAGUACUCACCCAAACUUGUUCUACAUCUGGAUGUGAGUACAAUUGGAGUACAUUCUCACUGAUCCACACCAAGUGCCGAAACUGA